This is a messenger RNA of Magallana angulata, 1803 nucleotides long. RefSeq lists its product as uncharacterized. The record is from RefSeq and is a predicted model, not a curated record. Gene Ontology annotation, molecular function: serine-type endopeptidase activity. Bases 134 to 1342 code for a protein of 402 amino acids. The transcript is spliced from 7 exons. Lineage: Eukaryota; Metazoa; Mollusca; Bivalvia; Ostreida; Ostreidae.
UACCAUUACUUAAGACGUCAAAUAGCCAUUUUGAGGGAUAUACACUUUUAUCUAGAUAUCUGUGACAUUUUUUUUAACCGUGAUACACCAAUUUCAUAUCAAGCUGUUUCGAAGUCUGUUCUUUUCAUAUAAGAUGAGCCUUCUCCCGCUACUUUAUCUGAUACCUUAUGUGAUUGGGCAGAUGUUUUCCGUCCACCAAGAUAUCACCGCUUCGAAAAAUGGUAGUAGCGGUACUUUUACGUCACCUGGUUAUCCUGGAAAUUAUCCAAACAAUGCAAAUUACACAUGGACCUUGACAACUGGAGAUUCCAACGCAAGGGUCGUAAUAAACAUUACUGACUUUAGUGUAGUAAGGUACCGCUUUACUUCAAAGUGUGAGGAUUAUUUACAGGUAGAGAGAACAGAACCGAAUUACGCUCUAAUUUCCAAGAGAUGUGGUGAUUUCGCUCCAUUUAACCUUGAGUGCACUGGGAAGAUUUUCGUCGUAACAUUUGUGUCGGAUAGCAUUCACAACGCUAGAGGGUUUUAUUUGUCCUGGCAAGUAUACAUACCUGAUACAACAACAAAACGAACGACAACAACAACAAGAGAGAUAACAACAAAACCAUCGACAACAACAACAGAGAUACAUGUAACAACAACAACAAAACCAACAACAUCAACAACAGAGUUAACAAUAAAGAAAACAGAAGAACGAACGACAACAGAAACAUCCAAGACAACAUCAUCAAGAACAACAACACCAAAUCCCAGAGCAAAAAAAUCAACAAGGGAGAUCCUUACGUUGCCGUCAGCUUUGUUGACGUCGAACCAAAAACAACCAAGGACACACACAAAUGGUCCAUUUACAAAGACUACAGAGUCGUAUAUAGUAAACGAAGGAGCAAAUAAUCAAACAGCUACGUUUAAUCUACGAGAGAUAAGUAUGAAUUUAAGCAUGGAUAAGAAAUUGAAAUUGCACAGUACAUUAAAAGGGUUGUCGUUGUACUUUCAAUUCUUAUUCAAAAAUCUUUUUCUUUCAGCAUAUUUGAUCUCAGCUAUUGUAGUGAUAGAAGUUAUUUUGACCGCCAUUGGUAUAUAUUUUGUGAAACAACGUCGGAUAAACUUCAGGAAUCCAGGAUGCGAGGAAGUCAACAAGAUCAAAACAAAUCCCUACUCUACCUCUACUCUCUCAAGAGACUGUGGUCAUGGAAAUUACGAAAUUAUUCAACUGAAUGAAGCAUCCAAUAAUCACACCCUACAUCAAACUGGAUAUAAUGAGUGUACGUACAUUGAAGUUAUUGAACAUGAGUAUGACUACACAUAUGGAGACAUAAAACCAGUCAGCGACAAUACUGUGUGACCAUUGCUCCCAUUAUUCUGUGACAUACAUAUUGUGACAUUAAAGCUGAACACCGCUCGUAAAUAGGCACUGUCCGCCAUAUUUCUCUUUAAUCACUGAUGUCCCUACAACCCUUAUAUAAGGGACAGACCUCUAAACAGUUCAAAGUACUUCGCUGUAGAGGUCUCACCUGUGUGGACGUACAUUUUGCCUCGCCGUGUUACCCGGUCGCGAUGAAAUUAUCAAAUUUUACGCACUUUUUGAAGCCAGGAGAAUACUAACAUCAAAUAAAUUGGUAAAUGCAUUAUUUACGAACAGAAAAUGAACAUAAGAUAAGAAAAAAAUGCCUAAAAUCUAAAGACCACGAAAGGAAUACUACAUGUCGGCCACGAGGUUCAGGUGUGCAAUCGGGUGUAACGAAAUCGAAGGGUUUAUAUACCAGGUAUCUGUGUGACGGUGCCUAUUUACGAGCGGUGUUCAGC